CAUGAGUGCAGUGAAUGUGGGAAAGCUUUUAGCCGCAAAGCCACGCUGGUCCAACACCAGAGAAUUCAUACUGGAGAAAGGCCUUACGAAUGCAAUGAGUGUGGAAAAACCUUCAGUCGAAAAGACAAUCUUACUCAGCACAAAAGAAUCCACACUGGAGAAAUGCCUUAUAAGUGCAGUGAAUGUGGCAAAUACUUUAGUCAUCACUCCAACCUAAUUGUACACCAGAGAGUUCAUAACGGAGCAAGGCCCUUUAAGUGCAAUGAUUGUGGGAAAGUUUUCAGACACAAAUCCACACUUGUUCAGCAUGAGAGUAUUCACACGGGAGAAAAUCCUUAUGAUUGCAGUGAUUGUGGGAAAUCUUUUGGCCAUAAAUACACCCUCAUUAAACAUCAGAGAAUUCACACUGAGGCAAAGCCUUUUGAGUGUACUGAAUGUGGUAAAUUCUUUAGUAGAAGUUCUGACUUUAUUGCACACCAAAGAGUUCAUACUGGUGAAAGGCCUUUUGUGUGCAGCAAAUGUGGGAAAGACUUCAUCAGAACAUCUCACCUUGUUCGGCACCAAAAAGUUCACACUGGAGAAAGGCCAUAUGAGUGCAGUGAAUGUGGGAAAGCCUACAGCUUACGCUCCCACCUUAAUCGGCAUCAGAAAAUUCACACUGCAGGCAGGCUUUAGGAGUAUUUUCAGUACAACAGGACUCGUCAGUGAGAUGUUGAGCCUCAUAUAUCUGAACAU
Molecule: messenger RNA, 735 nt
Organism: Carlito syrichta (Philippine tarsier)
Lineage: Eukaryota; Metazoa; Chordata; Mammalia; Primates; Tarsiidae
Product: zinc finger protein 134-like
Exons: 1
Coding region: 163-675 (170 amino acids)
Biological process (GO): regulation of transcription by RNA polymerase II
Molecular function (GO): RNA polymerase II cis-regulatory region sequence-specific DNA binding; DNA-binding transcription factor activity, RNA polymerase II-specific
Source: RefSeq, a predicted model, not a curated record